CUCGACCUUGAAGCUGAAUGGCUACAUCAACAUCAAUAGGUUGCCGAUAUGGCGCAGCGAGAACUCCUUCACGACCUUGUGGAGCGCAGCCGCGAGCGCGUCGUGCAAGUACGAGCGGGUAGUAGUUUGCUCCAUGUGCUGCACCAGCAACAGUUGCACGCUCCAUCUCUACUGAGCUCGUCGACUUCACUGCCGGUGCUGCCUCCAGCCCCAACACUAGUGAUCGUACCUAAGCGCCAAGCACGUAAAAGUCUACAUUUUCAAGUAUCAGACGAAGGACAUCAAGCUCGCCAACGACGUGGAGCACUCCCUAGACUUGCCAAAUCCGUUGUGCAGCUUCCCGAGGCCACAACCUCCUUCGAGCAGUAUCAGAGCUUCAUGGCCACCAAAAUCUACAGAGAGGAGACCAUGCACCUGCAAAAUCGCCGAGCUGCAAUCGUUCCAAAGGAUGACCUGCUAAAGAAGUUGGCUACAGUUUGUGCUGCAGCGUUAAAGGAAAUGGAGAACGCGGAGGAAGCUCCGGCUGUGCGAGAGUCGCUGGGAGCAAAACUGCUGCGAGCGAUGGCACUGCUUCGCGGAGGGCGUGCUUUUGAACAGGCCAAGACGCUUGCCCCGCCUCCGCCUCCUGCUUACGGAGACAUAAAGAACGCGCACCUGGCCUUCCAGCAAUUUAAGAGCGAUGAUGUGAACGUCACCAAGCAGAAACGAGUCCACCCGAGUGCCGAUCUGCAGGAAGGUAAUACAUCGAGCAAGACACCGAUCCAUUUCGGUGAUAAAAUCUGUCUACUAUCAUCGAGUUCCGACUUACCGCUCGCUAUUGGGCCUGAUGGCCGUAGUCAUUCCGCUCGAGACCUUUCCGCUGGACCGCACAUGACAUUUACCAUUGUGGACUUCCGAAACCCGUCACGCUACGACGAAGUCACCGCCACAGACGAUUUCUGGCUCCGUGUUGACCCUGCAGUUCUAGCACCUCCCAUGUGUGACCCUCGCCGUCCUCAUGCCAAUUCUGGAGUUGGUGAGGGCUCAGAUCAGACAGCUGAUAGUGGUGGCGACGGCGAUGUAGCCUCGCUACUCAGUGACACAAGCUACUAUCUAGGCUGCCCGGGUUGGCUUGAUGACGGUAAGUCUAACUCAACUUCUCUCCAGGAAUCAUCAAUACCGACACACAAUGGAAAUACUCAAGCUCGAAUGACAGCUACGGACGAAGAUCGUCGACUGCGUGGACAGCAGCGGUUUCGUUUAGUAGCUAUGAAAGCUUUGACACCCUCAAGAGAUUACUACGGUGAUGAUGCGGCUACACGCGAAUAUGCAAUGGAAACGAACGAAGGAAUUAUGCGCUUAGCUCGCUGGCGGUUUGUGCGGUACAGUCCUCCAAAACACGAGCAACUAAUACGUGAGAGGGCAGAAAAUGUCCGUCAUGGUAGUUUAGACAACGAACAAGACGUCAACGAUGCCAUGGUGAAUUGCUCAACAGUAUACCUUGUUCUUAGUGACUUUGCGCUCGUAUACGACAGAAAUCUCAAGCGUGGAGUGGGGAUUCGUGUGUCGUCAGAACCAUCAUCAGAAGUUUUGAAGCUCAACAAUACUUACCCCGAUAAGAGAGAGCGUAGACGUCAACAAAGGACUAGUGGAGUGAUCACGAACACUAUCAUGCACCUUUCAGCGUGUGCAAGGUGGCAAGUGCGUAUUCUACAGCGUACUGGAGGUAUGAACUACUUGAAGGAGUUGGAGUUGGCUAUGGCUGCUGUCGCAGGUGACUAUCGAAAAGAGGAUGGUGCACGUGUGGAGUGGCUGCGCGAGAAGCAGGAGAAAUUGGCAGCGAAUGAUCGCCGAUUGCUCGCCAAGACUAACCUAGUGCCUGACGCUCGACGCCAAUAUGACCUCGUUGUAUCCCAAAGUAACAGCAAGCUCGAGCAGAUUGAGCGGCAGAAGGAUGCGCAAGCUACAGAGUACUUUAAGCGGCGGCUUCGAGCUCUGGAGACGAUGGAAAGUGGUCACCAGCUGCAUGAAAUUAUACACCUGAAGCAACAACAGCUUCAUCACGUUGUUGAGCUCCCGCAUAUAUGAGAGCAACCGGAUAUGCUUGAGGUUUGAAUUAUAAGCAGGGCUUUGACGCUUUGUACGUGACUACAAAUGAAAUGACCUGGUCUUGCGAACAUGCCGUAUUAGCUUGAUUUCCUCGGCGAUCACUUCUAUCCACGAGCCUGCUUUCUUUAACGAAUGACAAGACCACCAACUCCGGAGUCCGGACUCAGCAAGUUCGACAUCUUUUACGGCUAACUCAGUAGGCCGCGAAACUCGCAGCAGAGUAACAAGCAGCCUUGAUAAUUUGGGCCUCGAGGUAACGCAGUCUGGCAUAUGCACGAGUGGAACAGGAACAAACACUGCUAGGAUCUAAAGGAGCAAAAAGUGUUAUUUAC
Molecule: messenger RNA, 2420 nt
Organism: Phytophthora nicotianae INRA-310
Lineage: Eukaryota; Oomycota; Peronosporomycetes; Peronosporales; Peronosporaceae
Exons: 3
Coding region: 49-2067 (672 amino acids)
Source: RefSeq, a predicted model, not a curated record